Silurus meridionalis is the source of this 1169-nucleotide messenger RNA. RefSeq names its product iron-sulfur cluster assembly enzyme (gene iscua). The coding region runs from base 52 to 546 and encodes 164 amino acids. Gene Ontology annotation, cellular component: cytoplasm; mitochondrial matrix. NCBI's taxonomy places the organism in Eukaryota, Metazoa, Chordata, Actinopteri, Siluriformes, Siluridae. The record is from RefSeq and is a predicted model, not a curated record. The transcript is spliced from 5 exons. Gene Ontology annotation, molecular function: ferrous iron binding; 2 iron, 2 sulfur cluster binding. Gene Ontology annotation, biological process: iron-sulfur cluster assembly; intracellular iron ion homeostasis.
UUUUUUCGCCUAUACACAUGCGCACUUCCUGCCAGGAACGUCACAGCUAACAUGGCGCUCGGCUCAGUCAGAAGUUGUUUCGCGUCCUUCGGAUUUCUCCGCAGGAACCUGACAGGGCCUGAGAUUCAAGCCGUUUGCUGCUACCACAAAAAGGUGGUGGAUCACUACGAGAACCCACGCAAUGUUGGUUCUUUGGAUAAGAACGCCAAGAACGUGGGGACCGGGUUGGUAGGAGCCCCUGCUUGUGGGGACGUCAUGAAACUGCAGAUCCAGGUUGACGAGAACGGAAAGAUAGUAGACGCCAGAUUCAAGACGUUCGGCUGCGGAUCAGCCAUCGCGUCAAGUUCCCUGGCCACGGAAUGGAUCAAAGGCAAAACGAUCGAUGACGCGAUGAAAAUCAAGAACACCGACAUCGCCAAGGAAUUGUGCCUUCCACCGGUGAAGCUUCACUGCUCUAUGCUCGCCGAAGACGCCAUCAAGGCCGCGCUGUCCGACUACAAACUCAAACAGAAGGACGAGGACAAGGUGGCUGAGGCUAGAAAUUAAAGCUUUAAACCGCUCCUCUCCAGAAAGAUCGUUCCGACAACCAAUCAUAUCUUUCGAGUGACAUCGUCCUCCCGCACUAUUGACCGAACACGUAGAUCCUCUGCUUCGGCGCUUCAGAAAAUGUUGUCAUGAUUGCCGUGACGUGUCCAGAGUUGUUUUUAUUUUUCACUGUGUUGAGUGCAAUGCGAAAGGGUGAUGGGUUUUUCUUGAUGUCUUUCCGAAUCACGCACAAAGAUGAAAGUGUUUGGUCUGCGUCCCUUUUUUUUGUUUUGUUUGUAUGUAUUUGUUUAAGCCUAAUCCAGACCGAAGCAGAGCAGGGAUUCAUCGUAAGGAAGAAAUCGGAGCUAUUCCGUCUUCAGCAGUCUCGUUUGAAAAAUUGCAUUUCACUCCCAAACACACUGCAUUUUUUCGACCCUGUAGCACUUAAUAAUAAUAAUUAUUAAUAAGGUGUACACGUCCUGCUUAUAUCCAACCCAACGAACGGGACCGAAGGCAAUCUGCUCCAAAAAUUGUAUAUUUGUUUACGUUCAACGUCAUGUAAAUACGGCAGUUGUGAAUCCGCAAUCUUACACGCACAACCAAGCAAAGUGAUGCUGUAUUCUAUUAAAGCUUUAUAAACAUGG